AUGAAGACCAUAGAUCUUAUAAGGCUCGGCCUUCAGCCCUCGGCGGCCCUUGCUGCAAGGAUAGCGCUGCCGUCUUGCCUCAAGUCGCUCACUUUUGCGAUCAAUUCUCCUCCUUUCAACGCCAUCAUCUCCCCAUCAGCAUCUCCAUUCACCGGGCUAAAGGAGCUGCUCAUCACCAGCUGCGGUGGGCUCACGGACCUUCCAGACCACAUUGGAGACUCGCUUCCGGGCCUUCGCAAGCUCACCAUUCGCGAAUGCCCUUUUCUUUUUAGCCUGCCUGAAAGCUUCGCUUCCCUAGGCCGGCUGGAAACGCUCAUACUCUAUAAAUGCGGUCUCAGUUCCUUACCCAGCAACUUCGGUCACUUACCUGCCCUCAAACUGCUGGUGCUGGAGCUAUAUUCUCUCUCGGAGCUCUCUCCUUCCUUCUGCCAUCUCACGUCACUUGAGGCACUCUUUUUAUCUGGAUGCACCCUGCUUCGCCAGCUGCCAGAAGGUUUCUGCCGCCUCACAGCUCUCAAGGCUCUCUGCAUCGACGAAUGUGACUGUCCCUUACCAGACGAACUAGGGGCCCUUGCAAACCUCAAGGCCCUCUCUUAUUUCUGCUACAGACAGCCCUCUACUGCUUCAUUCACGGAGCUGGUUUCCUUGACGAGCCUUCAAAUGCUUGGCCGCGGGGAGAAAUUCCAGGUGCCGGAAGCUGUGGGGGAGAUGAGCAACCUUCGGGAGCUGAAGAUCUAUGCCAGUUUAGUCUACACGUUGCCCAUGUCGCUCUUCCAGCUCACUGGGCUCCAAACCUUGGUGAUCGGCCAAUUCUACCGACUCUUAGAACUACCCUCGAGGCUGGAUUCGCUUGUGGGGCUUAAGACACUGGAGCUGACUCAUUGUGAGCAGCUGAGUACACCCCCUGCUGGUCUGCCAACCUCUCUUGAAACCCUCUGCUUGGGGCCCUUCAAGAAAGGCUCUUCCGUUGUAGUGGAUAUCUCACAGCUGUCGCAGCUGAGGGUGCUGAAGCUGCACGGGGUUGGGGCAACAUGCGGGCCUGCAGGGAGCAGCAGGUGGUCGUGUUUGCAGCAGCUGGAGCAGCUAGAUUUGUGUUUGGAAGGUUGCAGCCAGAAGCUCCCGAUUCCCCUGGCUUUGGUUUCUCUCCCUCGUCUGCGCAGCUUGCGGAUAAAUGCAAAGAAAAUCCGGAGCCUCCCGGAAAACCUGGCAGCAGCGUUGCCGGAGCUGCGGCAGCUAGAGCUUAGUUCUUGGACUCGGGAGGAGCUGCGGGGAAGCAUACUGCAGCUCACCUCACUGACGUCACUAAAGAUCCGCGCACCUCAACUGAGGUCACUGCCUGAAGGCAUGACCUCGCUGGUUCGGCUGAGCAAACUGGAGCUGAUUGACUGCAAGGCCUUGCAGCACCUUCCGGAGUUUCUCACGCAGCUGCACCAGCUGGUACUCCAAGGCACCUCCAUCCGAGACCCUCCUGCAAAUCUGGUGCCACUGUUUGAUGAGCUUCAGCUGACUGAGUGA
Closterium sp. Yama58-4 is the source of this 1515-nucleotide messenger RNA. Lineage: Eukaryota; Viridiplantae; Streptophyta; Zygnematophyceae; Desmidiales; Closteriaceae. The record is from the annotation of a GenBank genome assembly.